AUGGCUUCUCCUUCGAGUUCUUCCGGUCAGCGGGUGAUGGCUAGCGAGAGUAUCCACGCUAUGACGCCAGACGAAGCAGCAGCCUUUGCCCGUCGCGGACUCGGAACGGGUUCGCGACGUCCCCAGCGGAUGAUGACCAGGGAGGAAGCUGUUGCCCGUCACAGAGCUGGCCGUCGUGGCUACCGAUACCAGCGUGACGGUCCUAAUCGUUCUGUCGACGACCGCCCAGACUUGUUCGAUCCUACCCCUCCUUCACUUCAUCGAAACGAUAGCCAUCAGUCUGUCGGUAGAUUUUCGCCGCACUCGAUUCCUAACACUGAAAACAGAUACGAGUCUAUCCUGCUUGGUCCCGACAAAAACAAAAUUGAUGUCGAGAUUGACACCCGUAUUCCCAACGCUGCCAUCUUCACUUUCCACAAGGAGGACCACACCUUGGGCAACAUGCUGCGCAGUCGUCUGUUGAAGACCAAGCACGUCGUCUUCGCUGCCUACCGGGUCCCUCACCCUUUGACCCCCAACUUCCUGCUCCGUGUGCAGACCGAUGGCGAGAUCACCCCCCGCAAGGCUGUCAUUACGGCAUCUCAGGCCCUGAUCAAGGAUCUCGCUAUCCUGGCACGCGAGUUCCAAAAGGAAUACGAGCUGCGGAAGAUGGCUAACGCCGCCAACCAACAGCAGAAUGUGGAGUAA
Penicillium chermesinum is the source of this 687-nucleotide messenger RNA. RefSeq names its product DNA-directed RNA polymerase II core subunit RPB11. The record is from RefSeq and is a predicted model, not a curated record. NCBI's taxonomy places the organism in Eukaryota, Fungi, Ascomycota, Eurotiomycetes, Eurotiales, Aspergillaceae. Gene Ontology annotation, molecular function: DNA binding; protein dimerization activity. The transcript has 3 exons. Bases 1 to 687 code for a protein of 228 amino acids. Gene Ontology annotation, biological process: transcription by RNA polymerase II. Gene Ontology annotation, cellular component: RNA polymerase II, core complex.